GCUUCCGCAGCAGCAUGGCGGCCACUGAGGACGAGCGGCAGGCUGGGACCGGUGAGGGAGAACGGCUGGAUUUCCUGCGGGACCGGCACGUGCGGUUCUUCCAGCGCUGCCUCCAGGUCUUGCCAGAGCGCUAUUCUUCGCUCGAGACCAGCAGAUUGACAAUUGCAUUUUUUGCGCUCUCUGGGCUGGAUAUGUUGGAUUCCUUAGAUGUGGUAAACAAAGAUGAUAUAAUAGAGUGGAUUUACUCCCUGCAAGUCCUUCCCACAGAAGACAGAUCAAAUCUAAAUCGCUGUGGUUUCCGUGGCUCUUCAUACUUGGGUAUUCCCUUCAACCCAUCAAAGAAUCCUGGAACAGCUCAUCCUUAUGAUAGUGGCCACAUAGCGAUGACCUACACUGGCCUUUCAUGCUUGGUUAUUCUUGGAGAUGACCUAAGCCGCGUAAAUAAAGAAGCUUGCUUAGCAGGCUUGAGAGCCCUUCAGCUGGAAGAUGGAAGUUUUUGCGCGGUACCUGAAGGCAGUGAAAAUGACAUGCGAUUUGUAUACUGUGCUUCCUGUAUUUGCUACAUGCUAAACAACUGGUCUGGUAUGGAUACGAAAAAAGCCAUCAACUACAUUAGAAGUAGUAUGUCUUAUGACAAUGGGUUGGCACAGGGAGCUGGACUUGAAUCUCAUGGAGGAUCAACUUUUUGUGGCAUUGCAUCACUGUGUCUCAUGGAUAAACUAGAAGAAGUUUUUUCAGAAAAAGAGUUGAACAGGAUAAAGAGGUGGUGUAUAAUGAGGCAACAAAAUGGUUAUCAUGGAAGACCAAAUAAGCCUGUAGACACCUGUUACUCUUUUUGGGUGGGAGCAACUCUAAAGCUUCUGAAAAUUUUCCAAUACACUAACUUUGAGAAAAAUAGAAAUUACAUCUUAUCAACUCAAGAUCGCCUUGUAGGGGGAUUUGCCAAGUGGCCAGAUAGUCAUCCAGAUGCUUUGCAUGCAUACUUUGGGAUCUGUGGCCUGUCACUAAUGGAGGAAAGUGGAAUUCGUAAAGUUCAUCCUGCCCUGAAUGUAAGCACACGGACUUCUGAACGCCUUCAAGAUCUCCAUCAGAGCUGGAAAACCAAGGACUCAAAACAAUGCCCAGAGAAUGUACACAUCUCCACAUGACUGACUUUAGCUUGGGAGGGUGGGGGGAUUUGUAGCAGAACUGUAGCUCACGGUUAAAAGCCAUGUGUAACCAAGUGUGCUCUUUUUUUAAGAGAGAGACUUACAAUCAAAUCUUAUGUGGAUGUCACUUUGGGAUAUGGUCUUGAGCCAGUUACCUUUGUACUGGGUUUCAAGAAGAUCUUUGACAUUUGAACCACAGUGGACUCUGGUGUGGUUCUUAAAUGUUUAUACUGUAUUUCUAAGAAGUUCUUUGAGGCAGAUUAACUGUAUAGGUAGGUUAUCUUUUUAAAAACUCUUCAGUACAAAUUCUAUCAUAUUAUAAAAUUGACACAAAACAAGUUUACAGUUCACAUAGCAUUGAUAAUCUUUGGGGGAACACUUAGUGAUCAUUUUAAAAGCUUGACUGCUGAUGACAGAAAAUUGCUUUAAUGAAUUAGGUAUCUGGGAUUAUUCUUUGAAAAUAUGAUCCCAUAAUUUUUAAAAAUUUUUAAAUAACUCAUUUAAGAAUGAGUUAUUUUGUCUUAUUUUUAAGUAAAGUGUGUGCCAAUUAAACUUCUACAGCCUAUGUAAACGAAAUUAACUUCAUAACAAGAAUGAAUAGGCUUAAUACAAUAAUUUUCUAAAGGCAAAUUGUUUUAAGAAUACCUAUUAUUAUGUAACUGAAGGAAAAGUAAUUUCACUGUAUGUGACUGUGAAUAGGUAAAUGUACCAUGCAGGUCAUUUAUUUAGAUAUUGCUGGGGUGAAUAACAGUCAUGUUUGAUUUUAAUCUCAAAUCAUUAGUUGCUUUUUUUUAUGGGGAGAAAACAGUCUUAUCUAAAAGACAUUUAGUGGUUUUGUUUAUUUUUCUGAGAUAUGUGAUAUUAUAAAUUGUACUUUUAUAAUUGAGUUAUUUUUAGCCAUUUGCCCCAUGUUUUAGCUGCCCUAAUUUCAAACUAAUAAUUUUGUAAUUUUUUCAAAUUAAAUAAGUAAAAAUUUAAUUAAAAAGCAGGACCACUCAAGUAAAUAUAAUGGUGUAGCCCUGUACACGGUCAUUUAUAUUUUUAUAUUUUCAGGUAAGUGGGAGAGAAAUGUACUAUUUAAGAUUAAAGACUGGGGUCUUGCUUUUAUUCUUUUUCUUUUGUUUUCUUCAUUCUGUGAAGUUGCUAAUUGUAAAGGUGUCUUAUAUGGAAAUGUGUCUUAUUAGUAACCUAUCAGUAAAAUGUGUCUUAUUAGUAACCUAUCAGUCACUAUUGCUUAGUGACUUUCAAAGAUAUGAAACUAGUCAAAUGGAGAAGGAAAAUGCUUCACUGAAGGAGUCGGGUUCAUGUUAAAGUCUUGGUGAUAAUAAAUGUUGAAUUAUUAGUUCUCCAAGUAUCAGUAUAAAAACUGAAUUACUAGUAUCACUAUUUAGGUUUGUAGUACUAAUAAUGUUAUUUAAAUUUCUUCCUAAAUUAGAGGGAAAAGAUACCCUUAAAUAAUGGUGCUUCCUAGGGAAAGCUGGUAAAUACUUGGAGAAAUGAUUCAUGUAUUAUUGGUGUGGUUAGUUUUAAACCUCAGUUUGCCAAAGUCAGCUUUUUUAAAAUUUUAAUUAGAAAUAAAAAUUUUCUGAUGGUAGGGAAAAAAUAAGCUUAACAACAGAUGUUAUCCUUCCAUGUGUUUGUUCCAGUUGCUUUGUUUAAAUCCAGGCAAAUUUAGACAUCCGUAUCUCAAACUAAGUCAUCUCUUUGACAUUGGGAGUUAAAAUACUACAUAUGCAUUGGCUUUAAAACUAUAUAAAAAGUCCAAAUUGUUUUUCCUGAAUCACCAUUAGUGGUUGGAAGGUAAGAAAGUUAAUAACAGUAACUGAAUUUGUAAAUGAAAGAGAAUUCCAAGGUAAAAGUAUUUCAUAAAACUAUUAAGAAAUAUUUCCUAACUCCUGUAUAAUUUAAUAGCAUAAAUUUAUAAAUUAUAAUAUUCUAAUUGA
Molecule: messenger RNA, 3091 nt
Organism: Pteropus alecto (black flying fox)
Lineage: Eukaryota; Metazoa; Chordata; Mammalia; Chiroptera; Pteropodidae
Gene: PGGT1B
Product: protein geranylgeranyltransferase type I subunit beta
Exons: 9
Coding region: 15-1148 (377 amino acids)
Biological process (GO): protein geranylgeranylation
Cellular component (GO): CAAX-protein geranylgeranyltransferase complex
Molecular function (GO): CAAX-protein geranylgeranyltransferase activity
Source: RefSeq, a predicted model, not a curated record